AUGUACUCAUGGGAUGAGCAUGAUGAUACUACACCCCUCCAACCAUCAAGAAACGUCCCUCCUUCAAGACCUCUCGAACGUCCUAAUCGCCUACAGCCCACCGAUCAACCCACAACUAUCGAUAUAGGCGAGGCUGCUGGAACACUCGCCAACACUACCACUGAACCUACCAAAUCCAAGUUCAAGGAUGGAGACGAUCCUCCUGAUUCUUUCUUCGCUUGCAUGGGGGCUUUUAUGCUCGCAUUCAUCAUUACGUGGAUAUACAUUGCGGUUGUCCUCAAGCGUGACACGGAUGCGUUCAAGGAGAACAGCGGAGUCUUGAAGGAUUUGCAAGAUGGACAUCCAGACACGGAGCAGAUGGUAACGCCAGCGCCUGGGAAUUGGGAUGCGAGCAGAGUUACUAUCACUGCUUGGGAUCGUCAAACUGUAACCGUAGGAACGGUUACUGAGGUUGAUGUACACUGGUAUACGAUAACCCGAUGA
Messenger RNA from Aureobasidium melanogenum CBS 110374, 483 nucleotides. RefSeq lists its product as uncharacterized. The record is from RefSeq and is a predicted model, not a curated record. Bases 1 to 483 code for a protein of 160 amino acids. The transcript has a single exon. Lineage: Eukaryota; Fungi; Ascomycota; Dothideomycetes; Dothideales; Saccotheciaceae.